Colletotrichum siamense is the source of this 1656-nucleotide messenger RNA. Its product is annotated as putative hydrolase. The record is from RefSeq and is a predicted model, not a curated record. The coding region runs from base 1 to 1656 and encodes 551 amino acids. Lineage: Eukaryota; Fungi; Ascomycota; Sordariomycetes; Glomerellales; Glomerellaceae. The transcript has 4 exons.
AUGAGAUCUAGGACCCUCAGCGCGGUGCUCGCGUCACUCGGCACCGUGACGAGAGCGCAGAACUGCACUUUCGACUCAAUUACGCCCUCCCAGGAUCUCGUCUGGUGCCAAUGCGAAGGCGACUACCUCUGCGCCAAACUCGAUGUACCCUUGAACUACCUCAAUCCGGGACUCGCCCGCGCCACCGUCCCGCUGAUCAAGCUCCCCGCGGCGUCCUCCUCCCCAGACGGGCCCUACCGCGGCAUGAUCCUCGCCAACCCAGGCGGCCCCGGCGGCUCAGGCAUCGAGCUCAUCAGCCAGAACGGCGCCCUGAUCGCCCAGGCCAUCGGGACCAACUACGACAUCGUCGGCUUCGACCCCCGCGGCAUCGGGCUGAGCGAGCCGCGGCCGAACUGCUCCGCGGGGAUCCUCGCUCAAACGCAGCAGUCCAGGGAGGCGCCGAGGCUGCAGGACGCGUACUUCCAAUCCUUCAUCGACUUCGGCAGGGCGCUCGGGGAGCAGUGCGCCGAGCAGGCCGGCGGGCCGACGGGGGCGGGACGGCAUAUGACCACGGCCGUCACGGCGCGGGACAUGCUCAGCAUCGUGGACGCCUUCGCGCGGACGCCUGACGGGGCGCGCGCGGCGGCUAAUGCUAGCCUGCUGAACUACUACGGCAUCAGCUACGGCACGUUCUUGGGCCAGACGUUCGCGAGCAUGUCCCCGGACCGCGUGGGGCAUAUUGCGCUGGACGGGGUAGUGGACCCGGCGGCGUUCCAGGCAAAUGGGACGUGGCGGAGUGUGAAUCAUUUGGAUGGUGUUGUGGGCGCGUUCUUUGUGUAUUGUCACGCCGCGGGGCCGGAGGCGUGUGCGUAUUACACGGGGACGACGGCGAUGGACAUUUUUGAGCGGUGGAAGGCGUCGUUUGAGAGGCUGGACGCGGGGAGGGCGGCGGCGGAGGGAUGGGGGAAUAGCAGCGAGAUCGCGGCGGCGCUGUUGACGUUCAAGGUCGGGAUGUUGGCGAUGGCGGUGCAGCCGCUGGAGAUGUUCGGGCCCGUGGCGGAGGCGCUCGUCGGGCUGGAGCAGGCGUUGGAGGGCGGUGUCUUGGGACAGUGGACGGAGCAGGUCAACGGGCUGAUUGGGGAUCCCGGGGUCGCGUCGUAUGCGGCGACGAGCCCGGAGCAGGGGCUCGGCGUGAUCUGCUCUGACCAGGAGAACAAGCAGUACGGCAAGGGGUUGGAGGAGAUACGGGGGCUGAUUGACCAGCUCGAGGGGCAGAGUGUUAUCGGGGAGACGUGGAUUAGGUUCACGCUGGGCUGUACGGGUUGGAAGAUCAAGAGCGAUGAUGUGUUUACGGGCCCGUAUGGAGGGGAGACGAAGGGGAGGGUGUUGUUUGUGAGCAACACGUUUGAUCCGACGACGCCGAUUGAGAAUGCUAUCUCCAACGCCCCGAACUUCAAAAACGCGAGGAGACUUACGAUUGAGGGCAUGGGUCACACCGGAACGGCAACGAACAAUUUGUGUGCUUAUGGGGUUGUCAAAUCUUACUUCCAAGACACGAUUUGUGGAAAAGAUAUAUACUGUCCGCUUGAAACAGGGCCGUUUGGAGUUCAGUUGGAGGGGUCGAUUCAGGAGAACCUCGAGGCAGCGGGCUUGGCAAACCUCCACGACCUCUUUUAG